Elgaria multicarinata webbii is the source of this 2791-nucleotide messenger RNA. It is a transcript of the gene NOP14, whose product is annotated as NOP14 nucleolar protein. Gene Ontology annotation, cellular component: Noc4p-Nop14p complex; small-subunit processome; nucleolus. The record is from RefSeq and is a predicted model, not a curated record. NCBI's taxonomy places the organism in Eukaryota, Metazoa, Chordata, Lepidosauria, Squamata, Anguidae. Gene Ontology annotation, biological process: maturation of SSU-rRNA. The transcript is spliced from 18 exons. Bases 16 to 2595 code for a protein of 859 amino acids.
GCCUGGUCGACGGCAAUGGCCAAGGCCACCAUGCCGCUGAAGCGCCGCUCCGCUGCCAGGACCAGCAGGGCGCAGGAGGCGGCCGCCGCCUCCUCCGCCGCCGCCGCCUCGGUGCGGAGCAACCCUUUCGAAGUGAAGGUCAACAAGCAGAAGUUCCGCAUCUUGGGCAGGAAGACGAGGCACGAUGUGGGGCUGCCGGGGGCCACGCGCGCCAAGGCCCAGAAGAAGCGCACUCACACUUUGCUGAAAGAAUAUAAAGAAAAAGAAAAAUCCAAUGUGUUUAAAGAUAAACGUUUUGGUGAAUAUGAUACCAAAAUAAGUCCAGAAGAAAAAAUGAUGAAAAGGUUUGCUUUGGAACAACAGAAACUUUAUGAAAAGAAAAAUAUAUAUAAUCUCAAUGAAGAGGAAGACUUAACCCACUAUGGUCAUUCUCUAGCAGACAUCGAGAAAUUUAAUGAUAUUAUUGAUAGUGACAGUGACACUGAAGAAAAAGGAAUACUGUCAGCGGAAUUAACAGCUGCUCACUUUGGAGGUGGUGGACUUCUUUGUAAGAAAACCUUCAUAGGGCAGCAAGGUGAAGAGGAUAAAAAACCCAAGUCACGGAAGGACCUCAUUGAAGAACUGAUUGCAAAAUCUAAACAAGAAAAGAGAAAGAGGAAAGUGCAAAGGGAAAAUACAUUAGAGCUUACAGAAAAACUUAAUAAUGAUUGGAAAGAAAUCCAAACCUUUCUGUUUUGCAAGACCUCCAACUCGGAUAUGCAAGAUGAAGUGGAGAAGCUCAAGCCUAAUGAAUAUGAUAUACUAGUUAAGCAACUAGGAUUUGAGAUGAAAGUGCAACCCUCUGUUAGGAUGAAAACUAAAGAAGAUUUGGCAAAGGAGGAACAAGAGAAACUCGUACAAUUAGAGGCUGACCGUUUAUGUCGAAUGCGUGGAGAAGAUCAGCCCGAGACCAAAAAGAAACUCAAGUACACUUCAUCUGAUGAUUUGGCAGAUGGGUUGCUCAUCGAUAAAGACGACAGGCAUUUGCUUUCUUAUAACGAUGGCAAACCGAAUUUUGGGGGUGAUCAAGAUGAGAAGAAAAAAAGCGUAGCGAGAAAAGAAGAUGACUGUGAGAAAGACGGAAGUGAAGAAGAAUCUGAUACUGAAGCUGAUGCUAUUGAUCCUUACUGUGAUUGUGAAACUGAUGAGGGGAGCAUGGAGGAAGCCAGUGCAAAUCAAGAACAGAAGAAAAGGGAAAUAAAUAAAUGGCCAACGAAUGACCAAGAGGCUGUGAGACAAGCUGCCAGAGUGGAGUUGCCAUAUUUGUUAGCUGCUCCAGAAUCUUAUGAUCAACUUAAAGCUUUAUUGUUGGAAAGAACAAUAGAAGAGCAGCUGCUUGUGAUAGAGAGGAUUCGGAAAUCAAAUCAUCCAAGCCUUGCAGUGGGGAACAAAGCGAAGUUAGAAAAACUGUUUGAAUUACUUCUGGACUAUGUUGGGGAGCUGGCACGUAAGGACCCACCAGAAAUAAAAACAAUUGACAAGUUGGUCCUGACCUUGUAUGAACUUUGCCAGAUGUUCCCUAAGACUGCGAGCAAUCAUAUUAAAGUUGUUCUUCAAGAUGCUACUCAUGACAUGGAAGAGAUUCUAGAAGUGAAAGGUCAUGCAGCAUUUCCAGGAUUAGACAUGCUCAUAUAUUUGAAAAUUAUUGCAGUAAUUUUUCCAACCUCUGAUUUCUGGCACCCAGUAGUAACACCAUCAUUGCUGUAUAUGAGCCAGCUACUUACAAAGUGCCGAGUAACAACAAUACAAGAUGUUGUUAAAGGGUUGUUUGUUUGCUGUAUUUUCCUGGAAUAUGUAUCCCUGUCUCAAAGAUUCAUCCCAGAACUUGUUAAUUUUCUCCUGGGAAUUCUUCACAUGGCUAUUCCCAAGGAAGGAGUCCAAGGCUAUACUUUGGUGCAUCCUUUCGGGUCAUUAGGAAAACAUUCAGACUUGUUCAUGAUCUGUGAAAAAACAAGCACAGAGACCUGGCAAAAGCAAAAUUUUCCACUUCGUAUUAUAACUAGAUCAAAAGAAGAUAACAGAACCGAAGUUAAUCAUCUUGGGUUAUCAUGCCUAGGACUAGGCCUGGAUCUUGUUAAGAGAUGUGCAGUUCUGUAUGGAUCACUUCCAUCCUUCCAAGAAAUAGUGCAACCCAUCCAUAAGCUCCUCAGUACACACUUCCCAUUGAUCAAGUAUCCUACAAAACUGCAGGAAUUUCAUGACAGUGUUCUGAAACAGCUGGAAGUCCAAGAACAACAUUAUCCAUUGGUCUGUGAAAAGAAAAAACCAGUGCCAUUGAGGCUAUACACACCCAAAAUAAUGAAAGUACUGGAAUUUGGAAGAAAACAAGAAAGCAGUAAGAGAGAGCAAGAAAGAAAACAUCUAAUUCAUAAGCACAAACGUGAACUUAAAGGAGCUGUUCGUGAGAUCCGCAAAGAUAACCAGUUCCUUGCUAGAAUGCAUCUUGCAGAAAUCAUGGAAAGGGAUUCUGAAAGAAAAAUAAAAGUGAAACGACUCUUCAGGAACCUUGCUCAGCAGGAAGGUGAUUGGAAAGCAAUGAAGAGAAAGAAGUUUUAAGAAUUUGCUCAUAUACUGUACAAAGGAAAACCAAGGAUAUUUCUAUUUUUAAUGUAGCUUGGAAAGUUUCAAUAAUUUUGCAUGGAUCUUAUAUGUGUGUGUAGUGAUUCUGGGAAAACAAACACAAACUGGACAAAUGGGUACUUCCUUAUCACAAAAUAAUCCCAUUCUAAAUAAAAUGGAAGAUUAUAUUUGG